UGUCACAAUCUGACCUGCAGAUAUUAAUCUGGCCAUAGCUAUUCACAAACCAGACAGCAAGGUCAAGAGGACCUGCACAGUAAGAUGUGGAAGAGACUCGAUCAUCAAUCCAAGAUCAAAGCAGGGGAUGGACCUCAGGAGGACCAGUUCAAGGAACUGAGCUCAGCUCGGGGACCUGCCAUGCCACACCCUCUAGAGCUGUCAGAAUUCCAGAGCUUCCCAGUUUUUGAGGACAUUAGCCAUCACAUCAAAGAAAUGGGGGCCCAACUAGUAAAGAAAGUCAAUGCCAUCUUUCAGCUGGACAUCACCAAAGAUGGGAAGAUCAUUCUGCAGUGGACCAUUGAUCUGAAGAAUGGUUCUGGGGACAUGUAUCCAGGGUCUGCCAGGCUCCCAGCAGACACUGUCUUCACUAUCCCCGAACCUGUCUUCAUGGAGUUGGUUUUGGGCAAAAUGAACCCUCAGAAGGCUUUCCUUGCUGGCAAGUUCAAAGUGAGCGGCAAAGUUCUGCUUGGCCAGAAGCUGGAGAGGGUUUUGAAAGACUGGGCUAAAAUUUAAGCAUGCAAAAAUAUCAAGGAAGCGAUCAGAACUUCUCUCCAGUUAUAAUAUUCAGUGGAAAUCAUGCUUAAACUGAAGAUUAAAACAAAACAUAGCCAAUAUUUUUACUCAAA
Hipposideros armiger (great roundleaf bat) is the source of this 668-nucleotide messenger RNA. RefSeq names its product SCP2 sterol binding domain containing 1 (gene SCP2D1). The transcript has a single exon. Bases 85 to 555 code for a protein of 156 amino acids. Lineage: Eukaryota; Metazoa; Chordata; Mammalia; Chiroptera; Hipposideridae. The record is from RefSeq and is a predicted model, not a curated record. Gene Ontology annotation, cellular component: cytosol.